Halichondria panicea is the source of this 2806-nucleotide messenger RNA. RefSeq names its product vinculin-like. The record is from RefSeq and is a predicted model, not a curated record. Gene Ontology annotation, biological process: cell adhesion. The transcript is spliced from 19 exons. NCBI's taxonomy places the organism in Eukaryota, Metazoa, Porifera, Demospongiae, Suberitida, Halichondriidae. Gene Ontology annotation, cellular component: adherens junction; plasma membrane; focal adhesion. Bases 130 to 2643 code for a protein of 837 amino acids. Gene Ontology annotation, molecular function: alpha-catenin binding; actin filament binding; beta-catenin binding.
GUCACGUCAUUAGGUGGGUUUGACCACAAGAGGGACUUAUAGCUCUUCAGUGAAAGUUUAUGUUCACAAACAAAACUAAUUUUCUCCAAGCAAGAUAUCAAGAGUGAAGUACUUGGUGAUUGUGUCAAGAUGCCAGGCCUACCAGUGUUCAAGUUCCACACCAACACAAUACAGUCUAUUCUAGACCCAGUGGCUGCUCAAGUGUCACAGCUGGUGAUUUUGCACGAGGAGGCAGAGAAUGGACGCAUUGUGCCGGAUCUUGGACCGCCAGUGAUGGCCGUGGGAGCAGCCGUCACGAAUCUUGUCAUGGUUGGGAAGCAGACGGUGGAGACAACAAAGGACGAGCAGUUGAAGAAGGACAUGCCUCCGACGUUUGAAACCACGGAGCAGGCCACCAAAACUCUGAUUGAGGCCAGCACCGGGCUGAGGGAACAGCCUGAACUCAAGGCCAACAGAAUGCUGCUACUCGAUGGGGCAAGAGGUAUCCUGACCGGUGUGUCCGGGUUGCUGCUCGUGUUCGACCAAUCGGAGGUGAGGAAGAUCGUCAAGACGUGCAAGCAGAUCAUCGACUACCUCCCUGUGGCAGAGGUCGUCCAGACAAUGGAAGAGCUCACCACCUUCACCAAGAACCUGGCCCCAGGCAUGGCGAGCAUGUCCAAGAUGGUGGACGGUCGAGCAGAAGAUCUCACCAACGUCUCUCACAAGGACAUUCUCGCUGCAGAGAGCGACCAGACAAAGCGUGCUGUGCCUCUCCUCUUGUCCUCCAUGAAGGCGUUUGUCAGCCUGAAGGUGGCCAACAAGAAGGGAGACGCGGAUGCACAAGAAAACAGAAACUAUAUUGUCCUGGCAAUGACGGAGUCUAUCAGGGAGAUGAUCCGAGUGCUCCAGCUGACCUCCCCCACGGAGGAGGAGGGGGCGUUGGCCAAUGCAACAGGGGGUGGUAUGGGCGGACUCCCUGGUGGGAUUUUGCCGGGUACAUUCGUCGCUAAAAUCUUUCAGGCCAAGGAGCUACUCAGUCAGGCUGGCACAGAUCCCGAGAUAAACAAGAAGAGUUUGGAGGCAGUAGUAGCCGUCCUGAGUAAUGCGAGGAGGAUUGCCAAGACCUUCUCUCCUGAGAAGAAGGCCGUCGUGGAGGCCAUCUGCUCUGAGAUUGAGACUCUCAUGAGGGAGCUGGCUGAACUGCAGGCUAAUGGUCAGGGCGACAGUGAGCGUGCCCGGGAACUGAGAGCCCUCAUCAGUGCCAAGAUGGACCAGCUGGAGAGAGAGAUUCAGUUUGAGAUCACUAAGAAAGUUACGGAGGAUUUCAAGGAUCCCCUGGGGCCUCUUAACGCCCUCACCACAGCUGCACUAGCCUCUCUUGACACGGCUAACCGUGAGGAGAACUACCAGAAGAAGUCGGCUGAUUUUGAGGCCCACUCUAAGAAAAUGGCAGCCACUGCAGCUGCCCUGGCCAAGUCCGGGGUGAUUACUGACAGGAAGCUGGCCGAUGCUCUUAUCUCCACCUCUAGGAAGGUGAAGGCCCUAGCCCCUCAAGUGAUGCAUGCCUCCAAGAUAGUGUUUGAGAACCCGGACAGUGAGGCAGCCCGAGAGCACUACCAGCUGGUGAAGGAGGACUAUCAGCGGCAGGUGGAGAAGCUCACCAAACUGGUGGACUCCGGGGUAGACCCCGUCAUGUUUAUCGCUGCAUCUGAGGAGCAGCUGAAGAACGACCUGAACAAAGCCAAGGAACUGACUCGUGCUCAGUCACAACCUCAACAGGCAUUUGCCCACAUUGCCAGCGCUGCUCGCACUGCCAACAGAGUGGUGGCCAUCACCAAGAACGAGGCAGAGAACUCUCUGGAUCCAGAGUUUCAGAGCAGCUUAGAGAGGGGCAUGGACGCUGUCACCAAGUCCAUUGCUCCCGUGGUAACCAGUGCCAGGGCAACCAUCUCCCAGCACAGCCAACCUGCACAGGAGACCUUUGAGAUGAAGGCAGACAAUCUUGUGUCCGCUGUUCAUGAUGUGUUUGAUGUAGUGGACACACAGUACAACCCCCCUCCACCCCCGCCACGCCCACCAUCACCCGAGCCAGAGGCUGAGCCAGCGGUGCCGCCCCGUCCCCCCAGUCCCGUGGAGGAGGCCCCUGACCAGGUGGACAAUCCCAUUGGGUACGCGGCCCACCAGCUGGACAAGGAUGCCAAACAGUGGGAGGGCAAUCAUAUGGUGGACGCUGCCAGGAGGAUGGCCAAACUCAUGAUGGAGAUGGCAAAGUUCACAAGUGGUGAGGGUAGCGAGUUACACUCCAAGAAGGAGCUCAUUCAAACAGCUCGUAUGAUCGCCAAGGAGAGUGAGGAGGUCGUAAAGAUGGCAAAGAAGAUUGCCGAUGCUUGCACUGACAAGAGAAUGAAGAGGUCGAUUCUCCAAGUGGUGGACAAGAUCCCCAUGAUUGCUACCCAGCUCAAGAUCAUAGCUACCGUCAAGGCAACCAGACAGGGAGGAAACGACCCUGAGGCCGACCAAGAAGCCAGCGAGAUGCUCACAAACAACGCUCAGAAUCUGAUGGGGGCCGUCUCAGAGGUCCUCUACGCUACAGAGGCCGCUACCAUUCGUGUACCCCCUGCAAAGAGGGAGGAGCUUGGUCUGCAGUGGGUCAAAAGACGCUAGAGAUAAAACCAAACUGUUCACAUGACUUCAAUUUAAUAUUAGUGUUGCUUUGCUAUUUUUGUAGAAAUUCUCAAGACAUUUCAAGCUGAUAUGUUAUAGACUCAUGAUUUUCACUUUUUUGAAUUAAUUAGUUCCAGGUUCCAAUGGUUAAUUAUUACAUGUA